Molecule: messenger RNA, 8057 nt
Organism: Macadamia integrifolia
Lineage: Eukaryota; Viridiplantae; Streptophyta; Magnoliopsida; Proteales; Proteaceae
Exons: 13
Coding region: 5381-7972 (863 amino acids)
Biological process (GO): L-arabinose metabolic process
Molecular function (GO): alpha-L-arabinofuranosidase activity
Source: RefSeq, a predicted model, not a curated record
UGUUCAAAAUGAGCUUCUUACCUACCCACCCCCCCCAUAUGCCCCUAUUUACCCAAUUCUUCAUGGUAUCUUCUUCCUCCUCUACGUUUUAGACCUCCCAGCCGCUGCCAAACCCCACGCCUAACCGCUGCAUCCAAAUACUUGCAGUGCCAGUUGCCUAACAUUGCCGAUGCACCCAAUCACCCCUGCGCAAACCUAAACCCAAACCCAAACCCCACCGUUCUUCACCUGCGCCAAAACCUCUGUCUCCUCUGUCACCUCUCGCGACCAGAAAACCAUCGCGAUCCUGCCUCCUCUGAAUCCCUCUGGACCUAAACCCUCCUCUGCCUCCUCUAGCGACCAUAACUUAUCGAAACUCAACCUCUCGCCUGUACCGACUCGACCAAAUAAUCCGACCAAAACCCAUCGCACCUUCCUCUACAACCCUUCUUGAUCAAAACCCAUGGCAACCCAUCCUCUCCUGAACCCUCCUCUGCCUCCUCUCGUGACCGGAACCCAUCGAAACUCAGCCUCUCUGCAACCUCUCGCAUGUACCGACUUGACCAAAUAAUCGUAAACCCAACCCCACUAAUAAACCAUCUAGACCCAACCUUGAAUCAACUAGCCUAACUAGACCUCACCCAACCCAAUUCCCACAUGCGCUAGUCUAUUCCCCACCCUACGACCACAAAAAAUUAAAAAAUAAAAAUAAAAGGCUCUCUUUGUAAUGAGGGCAAUUUUGCCUCUCCUUGAUUCUCUCCCGCAGUGGUGAGUAUUUUCCCACUGGGAGCCUUUGUCUUGGAGUUGUUUAUGCUUGCUUUGCUCUGGAUUGGUCAUCCUCUCUUGUGAUUGCUUGUUGAAUCUGCACCCAUGACGUUUGAAGAUUCUGGUAUAUCAAUUACUUAGGAGGUAGGGGUUGUUCCUCUGGUCAUGAUUACCCUCUCUUCCCAACUAGUACCAUUAAGUUGGAUGAGGGUAACUAUCUGAUCUGGUCUUGGUCUUACUAUCUGUCAAUUGCUGGUCGUGGUUAUGCCAGGUUUCUUACAGGAACUUCUGAACAUCCUACUAUUGUAAAUUCUGCUCAGGAUAAAUGGGACGCUAACAAUUGGAUGGCAAUGUCGUAUCUUAUUAAUUCUAUGUCACCUUCUAUUGCUUGGACAUAUUUAUUACUUAAUUCUGCUGCUAAGAUUUAGAAGGCCAUUAAGGCUCCUAUCCCCACGUGGGUAAGCGUAGCCAGUGUUUUGAAUUACGGAAGAAGGUCCAUCGAGCUACUCAGAAGGAGCUUUUUGUAGCUCAAUUUUACUAUGAUUUGCAGGGUAAGGGGAAUGAGAUUGAUUAUUAUGAGGCUUAUCAACUUGUUUGUGAGACUGAUGUUGGGUUUAAGAAGCGUGAGGAGGAGCUCCAUAUUUAUGUUUUUCUGGCAGGUCUCAAUAUGGAAUAGAAUUAGAUUAGGGCUCAUGCGCUUAAUCAUGAUCCAUCACCCACCCUUGAGGAAGACUAUUCCGUUAUUCAGGAUGAGGAACAACGUCGAUCUAAAGUGAUACAACCUCUUUCUCAGGAUCGAUCCGCUUUGGACUCUGCUACUAGUAUAGUUUCCUGAACUACUACCUCAAACUCUCACAAAAAAUCAGUUGUCAAAUGUGACUGUUGUGGCAAGGAGCAUUACACUAGGGAAACUUGUUGGAAGCUCCAUGGACAUCCUGUCAACUCUUAUGGGCAUAAUCAGGGUUGUGGGAAGAACACCCAGGCGAAUCAGUAGAAAACUACAGUUGACUCUGAUAGAUCCACUAUUGUAGGUGCCUCUUUCUCUACUGAUGAAAUGGCUAUGUUUUGUCACAUGUUAACUUAACUCAAAUGGGAUCCUCUACUGCUGCUGUUGCCUACUCUAUACAGACAAUCACUGCUUCCCACUCUACCUACUCAAGUACCAUUUUUUGGGGCCAUAAUGCAUCUGAAGCCUCCUCGUUCUGGAUAAUUGACUCCAGGGCUACUAAUCACAUGACCGAUUUACACACCUUUUUUUCUACCUAUUGUCCCUCUUUAUGUAAUACCAAAGUUCUUGUUGCUGAUGGUUCCUUUCCCUCCCUUUCCCUUAUUGCUGGACCAGGUUCCAUUCAAUGCUCUUCUUUGUUGUCAUUGUCUUCUGUGCUACACGUUCCUAAGUUUACUAGUAAUUUACUUUUCAUUGGUAGUAUUACUAAAUAUUUGAACUGUAAAGUCACUUUCUUUCCUACUCACAGUGUGUUUCAGGACUUGGUGAUAGGGGCAAUGAUUGGCAAUGGUGGAAUGAGUGGUGAUCUCUAUUACCUGGACACUGGUCCCUCAUGGGCUCUACAAACUUCGUAUGAUUUGGCACUCUCAGAACUUUUGGGUUCGCAUCGUCGUCUGGGUCACACCCAUGGGGCAUUUUAUCUAAAUUAUUUCCAGUAUUAAUUAAACAUUAUACUAUGGACCAGUGUACUUGUAAUGUGUGUGUUUUGGCAAAACAAGCGCGGACUGUCUAUCCUCUUUCUGAUAAUAAAAGUACUGUGCCUUUUGCUUUAAUUCAUUCCCAUGUUUGGGGCCCUGCCCACCAUAUCUCCGUUUUUGGCUAUAGAUGGUUUGUUACUUUUAUUGAUUGUCGUACUCAUUCUACUUGGAUUUAUUUAUUGCAUCAUAAGAGUGAGGUUUUUCAGUGUUUCGGGAAUUUUAUUGCAUAGUUAAGACACAGUUUGAUGCUAAAAUCAAGAUUCUGCGAACUGAUAAUGGAAAGGAAUAUAUGGAAGGUUCCUUCCAAUCUUACUUGGUUGAUCAUGGGAUCAUCCAUCAGACUAGUUAUGUGGUUACUCCAUAACAUAAUGGUGUGGCUGAAUGCAAGAAUAGUCAUCUACUUGAGGUUGCUCGCUCCUUGAUGUUUGAGAUAUAGGUCCUUGCCCCCUAUUGGAGUGAGGUUGUUCUCACUGCUGUCUAUCUCAUGAAUGGGAUGCCUUCACGGAUACUUGGUUUUAAGAGUCCCAUUGAGUUGUUAUCUGGGUCUCAUACUUUUGUUGUUCCUCCAAAUGUCUUUGGUUGUGUUUGCUUUGUUCGUAAUCAUCAGUUUCUUGGCAAGAUUGAUCAUUGUGGACUCUGGUAUAUUUUUGUGGGCUAUUCUCCCACUCAGAAGGGAUAUCGGUGCUAUCGUCCACCUUCUCGAUGACUCUUUGUUUCAGUGGAUGUGAUCUUUCGUGAGACUGAGGCUUACUUUCCACCUCUUCAGGGGUAGUCCUCUGGUGGUGAAGAGAUGAUUUAGAUUCCUACUUUUGAUUGGCCUUUAUAUCUUACCAUAGAAAAUGGUGCUACUUAGAGGAAUAUUGGAAUGAAGACUAUAGGUUCAGAGGUUCCUAUUGGUCCAGCAAAUAUUGUUCAAGGGGAGCCAUCAAUUCAGGAGCAGGAGGCUCCCAUUCAAGGGGAGUCACAGAUUCAGCAGAAAACAUAGGAUGGUCCAGUGAUACAGGUAUUCUCUCUAAAAAAAAGGAGAACUGAAACAAACACUCAUAGUACCACUGCUACUCCAUUGCUUCCCGAUACCAAGUCUUCCCUUCUAGGAAUAACCUUUCCCCUCACUUUUGAUUAGUCUCUUGAUGUGUCUAUUACUCAUAGAAAACGUAAUUGUAAUUGUACUUGUACUCGGCAUCCUAUUUCUAACGUGGUAUUAUAUAAUUCUCUCUACCCAUCACAUCGUGCAUUUGUGUAUUCCUUGUCCUCUGAUUCUAUUCUAAAAUUUUGCAGGAGGAAAAUGCAAGACCUAAGUGGAAGGAGGCAAUAAAUGAGGAGAUGCGAGCUCUUCAUAAGAAUAACAAAUGGGAUCUAGUUGUUCUUCCCCUGCAAAAGCAACCAAUUGGCUACAAAUGGGUGUUCACGGUCAAGAAUAGUGCUAAUAGGACUGUAGAUAGAUACAAGGCAAGAUUAGGAGGUGUAGUGCUUUACUCAGACUUAUGGGAUUGACUACCAGGAGACCUUUGCACCUGUAGCAAAAAUGAAUACAAUUCUAGUUAUCAUCUCUUGUGCAGUGAACUAAGGAUGGGUGCUAAAGCAACUGGAUGUCAAGAAUGAUUUUCUUCAUGGAGAGCUGACUGAACUAGAGUAUAUGGACAUUCCACCUGAAUACUCUAGUUCAGAAACACAAGGCAAAGUGUUUAGAUUGAAGAGAGCUUUGUAUGGACAGAAGCAAUCUCCCAGGGCAUUGUUUGGUUGUUUUCACAAGGCUAUGAUAGUUGUUGGCUUUACUCAAAGUAAUGUUGAUCAUACAUUAUUUAUUAAAACUUGGGUGAUCAAAUUACUGUGUUGAUAGUAUAUGUGGAUGAUAUUAUUGUUACUGGUAAGUGGUAACGAUAAAGAUGAAAUCUCUAAGCUCAAGGCCUAUCUUGGUAAGGAGUUUGAGAUCAAGGACCUAGAAAGACUGAAAAAGUUUCUUGGCAUUGAGGUGGCACAUUCAACCAAGGGUAUUGUUCUCUCCCAGAGAAAGUAUACAUUGGACCUCCUAUCAGAGACUGGUAUGUUAAGGUGUAAACCCUUGGAUACUCCUAUUGAGGCUCUCUCAUCUCAGAAGUAAGGAAGGUGAACCUGUUGAUAAAGGUUGGUAUCAAAGACUGGUUGGAAGACUCAUUUAUCUAUCUCAUACGAAACCAAACAUAACUCAUGCAGUAAGUUUGGUGAGUCAGUACAUGCAUGAUCCCUAUUCCUCACAUAUGGUUGUUGUGAACCGAAUUCUUAGGUACUUGAAGACUGCACCAGGAAACGGCAUUUUAUUCUCUACAAAUCCCAUGAGGAUUGAGACAUACACUGAUGUUGAUUGGAGUAAAGAUCAGUUAGCAGAUAUUCACACCAACUUGAGGGGGAGUGUUGAGUUAUGCGUUAUUUCCCACUUAGACUACUGUAAGGAUUAGGACUUAGACUACUAUGAGGAUUAAGACUACUAUUUUUGCUAUCAAUAAAAGAGGACUGUGCCCACUAAGGCACAAAUCAGAAUUUACCCAAUUCUUCAUUAUUUAUUGAUUUGCUUGGUUGUAUACAUAAGGUCAUAUUAGCUGUAAAUAAUCUUUCCUGAUUAGAAUUCCUUAAUUCUUUCUUGCAGAUAAGAUUGCCUUGUUGGCUUUACUUAUUCAUUUGAUUUGUCCUUGAUUCUUUCCUGUGGAUAAGAUUGCCUUGUUUGCUUCCUUAUUUUCUUUCCUUUGAUUUGUUUAAGUAUAUCUCAAUCUAAUAAGAUGUUUAUCCUUCUACAAACAAUUUAAUUAUCUUUUUAACGUACUUCUGUCCUCUCUCUUUCCAAAUAUAACCCCGAUCUAGAUCUCUGUAGAUUCAGUUAUAAAUACAACAUAAAACCCAGUAAUUUUUAUUGUUGUGUUUUUUUUUCUUUCUAAUACACUACAACCAGCCAAGACAAAUGGAGAUCAAAUUCAAGCUCUCUAUUUUCUUAUUCUUCUUCCUCGUCUUAUGGGUCUUCUCUUCUGAUUUUGUAUAUGGGACUUCGGAAUGCACCAACUCUCCAACACAGCUCUCUUCCCACACUUAUCGGUUUGAGCUAUUGUCAUCUAAUAAUGAAACUUGGAGGAAAGAGAUGUUCAAGGAUUAUUAUCCAAUCACAGCAAAUGACUCUGCAUGGAUAGCCAACUUUAAUUCUCAGAAGAGUUUGAACAAAAUAAAGAAGCAAUCUGAUAAGUAUACUAAGCAUCAAGACCCAGGAAGUUUCCUCAGGGAAGUCUCACUACACGACGUGAGGUUGGACCCAAAUUCACUACAUGGACGAGCUCAGUUGACGAACUUGGAGUACUUGUUGAUGUUGGAAGUGGAUAGCUUGGUCUGGAGUUUCAGAAAGACUGCAGGUUUGCCAACUCCUGGGACUCACUAUGGAGGAUGGGAGGCCCCAACUGUUGAGCUUCGGGGUCAUUUUUUGGGGCAUUACCUGAGUGCUUCGGCACAAAUGUGGGCUAGCACUAACAAUGGCACUCUACUUCAGAAAAUGUCCGCUGUGGUUUCUGCACUUGAUGCCUGUCAGCAGAAAAUGGGGUCAGGUUACCUAUCGGCUUUCCCAUCUGAGAUGUUUGACCGCCUUGAAGCUAGAAAGAAAGUGUGGGCACCAUACUACACCAUUCACAAGAUCUUGGCAGGCCUUUUGGAUCAAUACAUGUUGGCUGGUAAUAAGCAAGCUUUAAAAAUGGUGGAGUGGAUGGUUGAGUACUUCUUCAACCGUGUUCUAAAUGUCAUAGCAAGGUAUUCUGUUGAAAGGCAUUGGCGGACACUUAAUGAAGAAACUGGCGGCAUGAAUGAUAUCCUGUAUAAGCUAUACAACAUUACUGGUGAUCAAAACCAUUUGGUAUUAGUGCAUCUUUUUGAUAAACCAUGCUUUCUAGGCUUGCUUGCAGUGAAGUCAAGAACCAUUUCUGGCUUUCAUGCUAAUACGCAUAUCCCAAUUAUCAUUGGAUCUCAAAUGCGAUAUGAAACAACUGGUGAUCCACUUUACAAGGAAAUUGGGACAUAUUUUUUAGAUGUUGUUAAUUCUUCGCACAGCUAUGCUACAGGUGGAACAUCAUUUAAUGAGUUCUGGACGGAUCCAGAACGCCUUGCAGACACUCUGAAGGCUGACAAUGAAGAAUCUUGCACUACAUACAACAUGCUAAAGGUUUCUCGCCACCUAUUUAGAUGGACCAAGGAAAUGAAAUAUGCAGAUUAUUAUGAACGUGCCCUGACGAAUGGUGUUCUAAGUAUCCAGAGAGGAACAGAGCCUGGAAUAAUGAUCUACUUCCUUCCUCUAGGCCGUGGGGGAUCCAAGGCCCGGAGUACGCAUGGAUGGGGAACAAAGUUCAACACUUUCUGGUGUUGCUAUGGGACAGGAAUCGAAUCAUUCUCAAAGUUAGGAGAUUCAAUUUACUUUGAGGAGGAGGGGAAACUUCCAGCUCUUUAUGUGAUUCAGUUUAUAUCAAGCAAUCUUGAUUGGAAAUCUGGACAGAUUGUGCUAAAUCAAACAGUAGAACCUGUUGUUUCAUGGGAUCCUUAUCUUCGACUGAAGAUGACAUUUUUUACGAAGAAGGAAGCAGGUCAAUCAUCAAUCUUGAAUUUGCGGAUUCCACUUUGGACAUAUUCAAAUGGUGCCAAGGCAGCAUUAAAUUCUCAGAAUUUGAAUUUACCUCAGCCAGGUAAUUUUCUGUCAGUCACAAGGCAAUGGCAUGGUGGAGACGAAUUGACCCUUCAACUACCCAUUGUUCUAAGGACAGAGGCCAUACAAGAUGACCGGCCUGAGUAUGCUUCUUUGCAGGCAAUCCUUUAUGGGCCUUACCUUCUUGCUGGUCUAUCUAGUGGCGAUGGAGACAUUAAAACAGGAACAGCACACUCAGUCUCAGACUGGAUAACUGCAAUCCCAAAAGGUUAUAGUUCUCAGCUGAUAUCUAUUUCCCAGGUGGUCAGCAACGCGACUUUUUUCAUCACGAACUCAAACAAUUCCAUUACAAUGGAGAAGUUGCCAGAACCAGGGACAGAUUUUGCUGUCCAUGCAACCUUCAGACUUAUCGUCUCCCAAGACAUGAAUUCCUCUCAUUUCUCUUCACUGAGAGAUGCUAUUGGAAAGUCAGUUUUGCUGGAACCAUUUGAUCUUCCUGGGAUGCUUGUGGUGCAAAAAGGACCAAAUGACAAUCUUGCCCUGGCAAGUGCAACUAAUGACAAGGGCAUGUUUACAUUUAAGGUGGUGGCAGGAUUAGAUGGGAAGAAUAACUCAGUGUCUUUGGAGUCAGAAAGCCAUCAUGGGUGUUUUGUGUAUAGUGGGCUGAACUACAAUGCAGGCACAAGUGUUAAGCUCAGCUGCAAGUCAGGGACAACAGAUGCUGGAUUCCAGAAUGCAGCAAGUUUUAACUUGAAUAGUGGGAUAAGUGAAUAUCAUCCCAUUAGCUUUGUGGCAAAAGGAGCCAAGCGGAACUUCUUACUGAUGCCAUUGCUGAGCUUGAGAGAUGAAUCUUACACUGUUUAUUUCAACAUUGGAGCUUAAAGUUGUGGUGAGAAAGUGGGUUUUCCAUUGUGAAGUUAAAACUUACGUGAUUGGUCCCAUCUGAUAAUUUUUAUUUUGUUUUUAA